This is a messenger RNA of Lepisosteus oculatus (spotted gar), 3866 nucleotides long. It is a transcript of the gene poli, whose product is annotated as polymerase (DNA directed) iota. Lineage: Eukaryota; Metazoa; Chordata; Actinopteri; Semionotiformes; Lepisosteidae. Gene Ontology annotation, biological process: translesion synthesis. The record is from RefSeq and is a predicted model, not a curated record. Gene Ontology annotation, molecular function: damaged DNA binding; DNA-directed DNA polymerase activity.
AUGUAAUUUAGUGUUUUAAAUGCUGCUGAUGUUUUAUUUACUUGGGUCACUGUUUCUAGUCCACUCGUGUGGCAGAGGCCGACUGUGAUUCAUCAGAAGCAGUACUACAAGAGCCAGGGCUAAAUACACGAUACGUAGUGGUGUUUUGAUUUUUUUUUUUUCAAGUUUAAGUCUUGUUGCUUGUUUCUUUACGAUUUGUAAGAUUCCGUUGGGCCUUAAUUGUCUUUAAAUUUAACGCAAGCCGGGGAGCGGCUUAGAUACAUUAAUAAAAAGCAAUAAUGAUUUUCCCUGCUUGUCUUUCACAAAGAGAUUGGUUAAAAUAACUAUACAUGUAUCAUAAAUUCAAAACAGCUUCUUAAAACUGGAAAUUGUUUUUAACCAGACACAGGGUGUUAUCCCAUCGAAUACUACUAGUCCCGUUUUCUGGGCAAUGUUAUGGUUGUCCGCAAUUUGAGUGUAAUGUUAAUGAGGGAAGCAGAUGCUUGAGUGCAGAGACGUACUCAAGUUCGUCUCACGUUUGGAUUUCCAAGUGAAUGUAAAGCCAUGGAAUACUUGAAUCCUGAUGACGAUUCCUUAUUUUGCGACGAGGAAGAGGAUGACGACGAUUGGAUGUGUAGGGAUCCAGCAGAACAGGGCUCUUCUACUACGUCCAGCGGGGUUAUUUCUUCAAUCCUUCCAGGUACAGGAGCCCAGGAAAGGUGGUUUCCUGUAGGGCAGCGUCACCGGAGGGUCAUUCUUCAUUUUGAUCUGGACUGUUUCUAUGCUCAAGUAGAAAUGAUCCGUAAUCCAGAGCUACGACACAAGCCUUUAGGCAUCCAACAGAAGAAUAUUGUCGUCACAAGUAACUAUGUGGCCAGAGAGUGUGGUGUGAACAAGCUGAUGUUUGUAACAGAUGCCAAAGAGAAGUGUCCCCAGCUGGUUCUAAUCAGUGGGGAGGAUCUCACACACUACAGGGAGAUGUCAUACAAGGUCACAGAACUGUUGGAGGGCUAUAGCUCAUUAGUGGAGCGUCUUGGGUUUGAUGAAAACUUUGUGGACAUUACAGAAGUGGUAGAGAAGAAACUUAGACAGGCAUCCGUAUCUCCAGAUUUGACAGUGAAUGGUAACAUAUACAACAAACAGCCUCUAAACCCAAACAUAGAGGACCACAUCAGGCUGGCUGUAGGAUCUCAGAUUGCAGCAGAGGUCAGACUUGCCAUUCACGGCAAACUGGGACUUACAGGUUGUGCUGGAAUUGCAACAAGUAAACUACUGGCCAAACUGGUGUGUGGAACCUUCAAGCCCAACCAGCAAACCACACUGCUGCCAGAAAGCACGUCACACUUGAUGAGCAGCCUGGGCCAUUUUAGCAAGGUUCCUGGAGUGGGGUAUCGGACAGCUCAGAAGCUGCAAGCCCUGGGGCUCCGCAGCCUGGAGGACCUGCAGCUGUUUCCUCUGACCGAACUGGAGAAAGAGUUUGGAGCUGCCACAGCCAAGCGAAUCCACAGCCUGAGCCAUGGUAUUGAUGAGGCUCCUGUCACCCCCACAGGCCCCCCGCAGUCUCUAAGUGAUGAAGACUCCUUCAAGAAAGUCUCCACGGAAUCUGAGGUUUCGAAGAAAGUUGAGGAUCUUUUGGUUAGUCUACUAGAAAGGAUGUACAAAGAUGGAAGGCAGCCUCGCACCCUUCGUCUCACCAUAAGGCGCUUUACAACCACUAAUAAAUGGUUCAGCCGGGAGAGUCGUCAGUGUCCCAUUCCAAACCACAUCAGACAGAAAAUUGCCACAGGAACUGCCGAUGUUGUAGCUCCUCUGGUUGACCUAGCCAUGAAGCUGUUUCGUAAAAUGAUCGACACAAAGACAGCGUUUCACCUCACAUUAAUAAACGUGUGCUUCAGUAACUUACAGUCUGCCUAUACGUCCAACAAAGGCUCAAUAGGAUUCUUUUUUGCACACAAGACUGAUGGGAAACCCAAUCCCAGCUUUGACAGCAAGAUCGAGUCGUGUAUUAGAGGCCAGGGGUCAGAUGUGACAGUGAAUACCCUGAAAAAAGCAUGUGGCAGUGAGAGUGCUGUAACUGGAGAGGAGUCACAACAAGCCCAGCAGAAGCAGAGCAGGCCUGGACUGGUUAAAGACUUCCAGCCACCCCUUGGGGUUGACCCUGAGGUUUUCAGACAGUUGCCUGAAGAAAUCCAGAGGGAAAUAAUGUCUAGCACAUCUCCUGCCCCAUGUUUAGGUGCUUCCAGAGAAAAGAAAGUGCCUGUCAUGAAGAGCAGCCACAAACGUGAAUUAUCAUCUACCCUGCAGCUACCAAAAAGGAAAACCUCCCUUGGAUCUUCUGAAUGUAAAUCUACAGACUCCAUUGGUUCACAUGAGGAAAAGAAGAAAAGUCAAACUGGCUUUGUUCAGCCCAGCCCACAGCUAGCUCAUGAAUCUAGCACCUCUUCCUUUUCCGUCUGUGAGGCCAUGGAUCCAGAAAGCCCAAUGGACUGUGAUCCACUGAAGCAGACAGCUGAGUUUCCUUCUAAUGUGGACCCCAAGGUGUUCUCCGAGCUGCCUGCAGAGCUACAGAGGGAGUUAUUAACAGAGUGGAAGCAGCAAAGACCAGUCUCUAAAAUCCACAUCAAUAAAUAUCUAGCAAAAGCCAAAGACACAAAACCUACUACAGCUAAAAGCACUCAGACAAACAACUUAUUGAAAUACUUCAAGCAGAGCUGAACUCACAGGUGUAUUACGGACUGUGCAGAGUAUUGUAUAUAUAUUGUACAUUUAAAGUUAAAAAUCUUGUUCUCUAAUCUGGCGUGAUGUCCUGGACAAGAUUUAAUGGUUUGGAAUGUGAUAAUCGACUGGUAUAGAAGACCUGUCAAAUACUGCAGGGAAUUGAAGUGUCUCAAUACAAACAUAAAUAUAAUAAUCUAAUUUAACUAGGCAUUCAAGUGAUAGAAAUGCCAUAAAAUUGUGAAAACACUAAGCAUACAUAGACAAUUUUACUGCUUGUGUGGGUGUUCUAGUGUUUCAUAGCUGAAAUUGUAACAUAAUUGAACUACAUAUCUCUGUGGUAUACAUUUGUAUAUGUAAUUUGCAAAAGGGGGCAGCCAUAUAACUGUGCAAUAAUAUUUUUGAUAAAUUCCAGUUCUGCUUUUUAAGCUACUAUACUUAAUAAAGAUAUUUGAGAUUUAAAAAAUACACGUUUUCUACUAGACCUUGAGUGCUGUUUGAUCAUUGAUCCCACCAAAUAACAAACGGGCCUAUUGUGUAGGGUCCAGCAACAUGCUUGUCUAUGACAGGACCUGUCUGAGGAUACAUAUGCAUUUGUUGAUUUCUAAUGGGAAAAACACAGAACGUGAAUUUUCUUCACAUGCUGCGUUUCUAGCUUGCAGGAAAAGGAAUAAUGCAUGGAGAGAAUUCUUCCACACCCUGAACUACCCCCCGCCCUGUUGUGUGGUGGAGAUAAGGACAGUUGGAGAAGAGCCUUUUGGCCCAUCUGGCCUGUGUGCUUGUAACUUAUUGAUCCGAGGAUCUUGUCUAGCUGUUUUGUGAAAGGAACCAGGGAACUGGCUUCAACAAUAUGACUGACUGGGUAGCUUGUUCCAACCAGGACCCAUGAGUGAUGUACAGUGAGUUUGGUGUUAAGUUAUUAAUUCCAGUCUAAAUCAUUAAACAUUGUUACCAUCACUAUCGGUAAGCUUGUUUCACUUCUUACAGUUUGAAAUGAAGGUGUAUAUAACUUUCAAUAUCUUUCUGAAAAUCAGUUUUGAUUUUUUGAGGAGUCUCAGAUAAAUUUAUGUUAUACUCUGCAGCAUUUCCUUUGUGUUUCUGAUGGCGAGGAUGAAAAAGAAUUAUAAUUUUAUUUUGUAAGGCUCAUUUCUUGGAAACAAAUGUGUGAAGAC